GGCGGCGUGCGCGCCGUGAGCCCCUCCGCCUCGUCGGAGCCCCGCGCUGCCCGCAGUGGCCGCCGCCCAGAGAGCCGGGAGCAGGAACUUGUAACUGAUCUCCUCAGCCAUUCUAAAUAGCAGGACCCUGAGUCUGUGCCAGACCUGUCCCCACUCCCUCCAGGACAUGCUGCGAGCCGGAUAUACACAGGAGGGACUGAGGGGAAAUGCCACCGCUGCCUCGAUAUAAACCAGCCAGCCCCCAGGAGCCUGGACAUUUACCAAGCCAAGCGUGAGAGGAUGUGAACACGCUUGAUCUGGAAGCACCAGCCCAUCCAAGCAUGACCUCUCAUUUCUUGAAACCGGCUGUAAACAGUGAUAGGGAGGGGCCUCCGGGCUGCCAAGGGAGGCAGGAGCCGCGUGAGUAAUUUGCUGGAGGAAAACAAGUGCGGCAUCUCCUGGCACGAGCCUGCAGCAGACACACCCACACACACACCCACCCACCCAUGCCCAUGCUUUUUGACUGCAGUGGGUGGAGGAGCUGGGUUUCCAGAUGCACAGAACAAUCCCUGUGCUCUGCAGUAGUGCCUUGGCUCUGCCAUGCAGCCUGAGGUAAAGAGGUGUGCAGCCUGGGUGAGGCCGUCAUGUGGAGCUGUGGCCUGCUCAACAGCACGACACAGGGCGAGGAGCAGCUGUGCCAGGACCUGCGUCUAGGGCUCUGGGUCCUCUCUUUGCUCUACCUGGUGGCUGGUGUCCCUGUCGGCCUGGGAUACAACACAUUGCUGGUGCUGGUGAACCUGAGCAGCAAGAGCAGUAUGACCAUGCCAGACGUGUACUUUGUGAACAUGGCCGUAGCAGGCCUUGUGCUCAGCACUCUGGCUCCUGUGCACCUCCUGGGGCCACCCCACACCAGGUGGGCACUAUGGAGCCUCAGCAGCGAGGCACAUGUGACACUGCUGAUCCUGUUCAAUGUGGCCUCCCUGGUAACCAUGUACUCCACUGCCCUGCUCAGCCUUGACUACUACAUUGAGCGGGCCCUGCCUCGUACCUACAUGGCCAGCGUGUAUAACACGAGGCACGUGUGCGGCUUUGUCUGGGGUGGGGCACUGCUCACCAGCUUUUCCUCCUUGCUCUUCUACAUCUGCAGCCACGUGUCCUCUCGGGUUGCUGAGUGUGCCAAGAUGCAGAACACCGAAGCUGCCGAUGCCAUCCUGGUGCUCAUCGGGUAUGUGGUACCAGGCCUGGCUGUGCUGUAUGCCUUGGCACUGAUCUCUCGGAUCCGAAAAGAGGACACGCCCUUGGACCAGGACAUGGGGAGGCUAGAUCCCUGGGUGCACAGGCUACUGGUGGCCACUGUGUGCACACAGUUCGGGCUCUGGACACCUCAUUACCUGAGUCUCCUGGGACAUACAGUGCUGGUCUCACGGGGGAAGCCUGUGGAUGGGCACUACCUGGGGAUCCUUUACUUUGCCAAGGAUUUGUCCAAGUUCCUGGCCUUCUCUAGUAGCUCUGUGACACCACUGCUGUACCGCCAUAUCAACAGAAACUUCCCUAGCAAACUCCGCCGAUUGAUAAAGAAAAUAAACUGUGGUCUCCGGCACUGCUCCCCAGAUCCCUCAGGGGUCCAACCAGUGAUGGCGCAGGCUUAGGGAGAGUACCAGCUGGCAGUGACCAUGCUGGGGGCUUCCCUUGCCCCUCUCUGGCCCCAAGUCUUGGGAGAUGAGCUGGCCACAAGGAAAACCAAGUUCAACUGGAUGCAGAGCACUUUGUUACCCAGACGCUUGGUGCUUUCUGUCCAGAGAUGGACUGCUACAAGGAUAGCACAAGGGGUAUUUUUCUUGAGGUUUUCUAUGUUUUCCCCAAAAAAGGCUCAUCUUGGGCAGGCCAUGCUGGGAAAGCACAGUCCAGUGUGGAGGACAGGCUGCCUCUUAUCACCCUGCAUUCACUGGGAGAUGGGGCAUCUCUGCUGAAGACAUCUCGCAGUCCAUGUCCUCACCAUAAACUGACCUUCAGCCUCCUUAACAGCAGGCUUUUGGAAUGAAGUGAUAAAAUUUAAAGCCAGUAUUUAUACUUUAUAUUGCCAUAGUACUUGAUUCCCCUCUUUGUUUUAUAGAGAUGUUUGACAGAAAAAUGACAAGUAUUAAGAUGAAGGAAACAGU
Messenger RNA from Octodon degus (degu), 2138 nucleotides. It is a transcript of the gene Gpr146, whose product is annotated as G protein-coupled receptor 146. The transcript has 3 exons. Gene Ontology annotation, cellular component: membrane. Gene Ontology annotation, molecular function: G protein-coupled receptor activity. Lineage: Eukaryota; Metazoa; Chordata; Mammalia; Rodentia; Octodontidae. Gene Ontology annotation, biological process: G protein-coupled receptor signaling pathway. The record is from RefSeq and is a predicted model, not a curated record. Bases 624 to 1628 code for a protein of 334 amino acids.